AAACCAUGUGGUGGUUCUCUGUCCCUCCAAUGCAAACCGUCGCCGAAGCUGAAAAACUCUACAAAUCUUCCUCGGUUUUUCCGCCGGCGCUUCUCUUCCUUUCUCUUUAAAUCCUCAUUCUCUCCCUCCCUGCUUCGCAAUCCUUUGAAUUCAGUUUCCUUUCUCCUGUAAUCAAAUGGCCGCAAUUUUCCAGGGAGUGGGAGCUGCCACGGCUUUAUCGCCUUCCAAUUCCAUUGCUUCCAAGAAAUUCCAGCUUCCAACUCGCAGAUCUGUCUCAGCAAGGAAAAGAGGAAUUGUUUUGGUUAGAUCUGAUGGAAGCCUGAACCUUGGCUUGAAUUCGAGAGGUCGCCGGGAUCAGCCGCUGAUUACCAAUGCCGUUGCAACCAAGAGUGACGGCUCUGCGGCUUCCACUGCGUCUAAAUCAGGGCAUGAGAUUUUACUCUUUGAGGCUCUACAAGAGGGAUUAGAGGAAGAAAUGGACAGGGAUCCCCGUGUAUGUGUAAUGGGUGAAGAUGUGGGUCACUAUGGAGGCUCGUACAAAGUGACCAAAGGGCUGGCUGAGAAGUUUGGGGACCUCAGGGUUCUUGACACUCCUAUUGCAGAGAACUCCUUUACUGGCAUGGGCAUUGGAGCUGCCAUGACUGGUCUGAGGCCAGUUGUUGAGGGUAUGAACAUGGGAUUUCUCCUUCUUGCUUUUAACCAGAUCUCUAACAACUGUGGUAUGCUCCACUAUACUUCUGGUGGUCAGUUUACCAUACCGAUAGUCAUUCGCGGACCUGGUGGAGUUGGCCGGCAACUCGGGGCUGAGCACUCACAGCGUCUUGAAUCUUAUUUUCAAUCAAUUCCUGGAAUCCAAAUGGUUGCCUGCUCAACUCCUUAUAAUGCUAAGGGCUUGAUGAAGGCAGCAAUCAGAAGUGAGAAUCCUGUGAUACUUUUUGAGCAUGUGUUGCUUUACAACCUCAAGGAGAGAAUUCCCGAUGAAGAUUACAUAUGUAAUCUCGAGGAAGCUGAGAUGGUAAGGCCUGGGGAGCAUGUGACUAUCUUGACCUAUUCUCGGAUGAGGUAUCAUGUGAUGCAAGCUGCUAAAACUUUGGUGAACAAGGGAUAUGAUCCUGAAGUGAUUGAUAUCAGGUCUUUGAAACCAUUUGAUCUUUACACCAUUGGCAACUCUGUUAAAAAGACACACCGCGUUCUGAUUGUGGAGGAAUGCAUGCGAACCGGUGGCAUUGGUGCUAGCUUGACGGCUGCUAUCAAUGAGAAUUUCCAUGACUACUUAGAUGCUCCAAUUGUGUGCUUGUCUUCACAGGAUGUGCCUACUCCAUAUGCUGGCACAUUGGAGGAGUGGACCGUUGUUCAGCCUGCCCAGAUCGUGACAGCAGUUGAACAGCUUUGCAAGUAGUAACAAUCACAGAAGUAGUUAUAGUACGAUUACAGUUCCAUUAGUCUUGUCAUAAUUUAUGGCUUUAUUGCAGCUAUGUUUCUUAUAUUCAAUUUAUCUUUGUUAGCAGUUUUGUGCUGUUGGAACCCACUAAUGUCUGAAGCUGUUUGUUUGUUCUUUCUUUACUGAAAUGGCAUGUAUCAUCUUCCUCAUGGACUAGUUACAACAGUUAGAUCUCUUGAGUUACUGGUAUUAACUUCCAAUUUGCUUGUGUAGAAUAGAAAAGAUUGAUCAAA
This is a messenger RNA of Rubroshorea leprosula, 1674 nucleotides long. The record is from the annotation of a GenBank genome assembly. NCBI's taxonomy places the organism in Eukaryota, Viridiplantae, Streptophyta, Magnoliopsida, Malvales, Dipterocarpaceae.